AUGGAUAUCUAUAUUCUGGAUAUACAUGUAUGCCAAGAUAAUCAGUACGCCCUUGUAUCUUAUGUGGCCAUCUCUGUGGUAUGUCUGCUGAUGGCGGCAGUCAUCAUUUUCCUCAACGGUCUGGUCAUCUUCAUCUUAGCCCGACAGAAAGGCAACAACAGGCUUCACUUCUUCAUAUUCCAUCUUGCCAUUGCUGACCUUUGUGUCGGCUUAGUCAGCGUACUUGGUGAAGGGGUAUUCAUCGGUAUUUUGCGAGGGGACUGGUUCUUGGGUGACGUCAUGUGUCGCACCUGGCGCUAUUCUACGUUUGUAGUCCUAAUUGUGUCCAACAAUCUUCUGAUCGGAAUGAGCGUGGACCGCUAUCUGGCUGUACGAUACCCGCUAAGGGCAAUUACUGGAGAGUACCGCCCAUACAAAGCCAUUAUUAUCGGCUCAUGGAUAAUGGCCCUUCUGAUUCCUGUGUGGACGUUUCCGUACACGGGCGCUGUCCUUUAUAAAACUACCCACUACUGUGACAUAAAUAUCUCGACAGAACUUGGUUGGAAGCUUUAUGUCUGGUUCACACUGCUUCUUGUGUUCUUCAUUCCCUUCCUCGCUGUCUCUGUCUGCUACAUUGGCAUCACAAUUGUCGUCUGGAAUCACUGGCGGGAAAGCAGGAAUCUCACAGAAAUGAACACUAUAUUAGAAGGUUAA
Molecule: messenger RNA, 693 nt
Organism: Dreissena polymorpha
Lineage: Eukaryota; Metazoa; Mollusca; Bivalvia; Myida; Dreissenidae
Product: cardioacceleratory peptide receptor-like
Exons: 5
Coding region: 1-693 (230 amino acids)
Biological process (GO): neuropeptide signaling pathway
Cellular component (GO): membrane
Molecular function (GO): G protein-coupled peptide receptor activity
Source: RefSeq, a predicted model, not a curated record